UGGUUGUUUGCCCCCUUUCUCGGGAUGUAUUAACUGAUGUACAUGAUAUUAAACAUUCCUUUGGUAUAUGGGCAAGGUUGCAAUCUCGUUUUAUGUCUGCCAGUUUGUCUAGAGCUAUGGAACUCAAACGUUUGUUGAACAAUACCAAAAAGAAACCAAAUCAGUCUAUGGAACACUUUUUACGUGAUAUUAAAAAUCUGGCUGAUGCAUUAGCUACGAUAAAUUCUCGUGUGACUAAUACAGAAUUACUUGAAAGCACACUUAGUGGAUUGGGGCCUGAGUAUCAAUUUAUUACGGGUACUAUAUCAUUAUUUCCUGAGAGUUUUCCACCCGACAUUCUCCACCCACGUCUCAUGAAAGCCGAGCAACAAGUUCUACACAUGCCGCAGGAUGCUUCCUCUCUGCAGUCGGCUUUUGGAGCACAUGAGGGUCACGGCCAGCCCCACAAUCCACCUGGACAUCAACCUGACAAUGGCGCAUACCGCGGCAGAGGUGGCAGAGGCAGAGCAGGCCGUGGAAAGGGCCGAUUCCAACAUCAGCAGACCUACGGCCAGCAGGGGUAUCCACAGCAGCAGCCAGGCAAUCUGCCCGCACCCCAGCCUUUGGCCGCAGGGGGUGUGUAUAAUCUGAGGCCCAAUAAUGCUCCAUCCGGUAAAUCUGUCUUGUCCAUUUAUAAUAUUAAUGCUAAAUCUACUUUUGGCACUCACUUUCAUUAUGCAGGUUUCUCAUCAGCUGAGGGUGUUCUUGGGUCAGUUCCUCUCUCGGUUGUGUGUCAAAUUUGUUUUUCUGCAGGUCAUUCCGCCUUACACUGUCCGUCUCGCUUCUCACAGCCAUCUGCACCUGCCUUGGUUGCUUCGUCUGGGGAAACUAAUGAUGCUUUGUGGUAUCCAUAUUCCGGAGCUUCUGCUCACAUGACAUCAUCUGAAGGACAAACUUUCGGGGACAGUUCUUCUUCAGGCGCGUCAUAAU
Cuscuta epithymum is the source of this 969-nucleotide messenger RNA. Lineage: Eukaryota; Viridiplantae; Streptophyta; Magnoliopsida; Solanales; Convolvulaceae. The record is from the annotation of a GenBank genome assembly.